Moneuplotes crassus is the source of this 1717-nucleotide messenger RNA. The record is from the annotation of a GenBank genome assembly. NCBI's taxonomy places the organism in Eukaryota, Ciliophora, Spirotrichea, Euplotida, Euplotidae.
AUAUGAGCGAAGAGGAAGAUAUUGAUUUAGAAGUCGAGGUUAUCUUGAUCAUAGUGCUCCUGAUUGUUUACAUAUUUGUCGCACAGCUCAUUGAAGAGCAGAAGAUUGAUUUCCUUCAUGAAUCAGGCAUAGCCAUCCUUCUUGGAGCUAUCAGUGGUAUUAUAUUCCUGUUUGUAGGAAGUUCGCCUAUUUCUUUCAGCGGAGAAGGCUUCUUUUACUUUGUACUUCCACCUAUUAUUUUUGGAGCAGGGUACACUCUGAAGGAAAAGAACUUUUUCAAGAAUAUUGGGUACAUCACUCUGUUUGGGUUACUUGGAACUUUAAUCUCAAUGGUAGUAAUGAGUGCAUUCGUGAUUAUAUUUAAUGAUUAUCUGUUCCCGCUAGGGCACUCGCAGCGGCUGACUACUGCAGAAUGACUCUUACUUUCAGCAGUGCUCUGAGCAACUGAUUCUGUAGCCGCACUGGCUAUUGUGAAAGAAACAGAGUUUCCAACACUAAACUCUAUUCUUUUCGGAGAAGGAGUGGUAAAUGAUGCUGUUGCUAUUUUGAUCUUUAAGUCAGUAGAAAAAAUGAUUGAGGAAGGCAAAGAGAAUGUAGAUGAAGAUAUAAUCGAUACAAGAGGUGUUGAAGUCGGUAUCAAAGAAAUACUCGCGACAACUAAGGACUUCUUUAUUCUUACUCUCAGCUCUCUAGGACUUGGAAUUGCAAUUGGUCUUAUUUCUGCAUUUAUUUUAAAGAAUAUCAAAUCAUUAAGACAUCACCCGACUUUGGAGAUAUUCUUGAUAAUGCUGUUUGGAUACAUGUCAUACUUGCUUGCAGAAUUAUUAAACCUUUCAGGUAUCAUGACCUUGUUCCUCUGUGGUGUAAUAAUGUCUCACUACACUUACCAUAAUGUAUCAAAAAGCUCUAAAGUAGGAAGUGUAGUGUCGAUUACUAGUAUUGCUUUCUUAGCAGAAGCUUUCUUGUUCACAUACUUAGGACUAUCAAUCUUUUCAACAGAAUCGUCCAGCUUCUCUCUGAACUUUACCUUCUUGAUUAUUAUUGCUGCAGUACUUGCCAGAUUCGCUUCUGUAUUUUUGUCAAUUGCAAUUUAUGCACUGUUCAGAAGAUGUGUUAUUGAAAUUGAUUGAAAACAGCUCACUCUGAUUUGGUUCUCAGGACUCAUCAGAGGAGCAAUAGCCUUUGCCUUAAGUCUCGAGAUUGGCCCUAGCAUUGCUCCUCAUAGAGAUCAAAUGGUCUCUACUACUCUAAUGAUGGUGCUCAUGACCACUGUUGUAUUGGGAGGAGUCAUGAGUGCUUUUGCCAAACUUAUUGGACUUGAUGCAGAAGUUACAGAUGAAGAUGAAUUAGCCGGAACUCAUGAUUCCAAAAUUGAAAGACUUACAGACGUUGUUUUUAAGGAUAAGAAGAAGGGUCUGUGAAAGAGAAUGUUCCGCAAAUUAGAUAACAAAAUACUUAAACCUCUAUUCGGUGGAGAUAUGAGCAAGAUUAAGAGAGCUUCUUCUUUUCAAUCAUACAUGACAACGACAACUCCCAAGCCAGCAGCAGACACACAGGCACUUCUGCGUUCCUCUCCAUCCAAUGAUGCUGAUAUGCAGAAUAGGACUGCUAGUUUAAUGAGAGGUGCUAAUCUUGAUAGAAUCUCUGAACAUACUGACGAAAACUAGAAAAAUAAAGAACUUUUUAAAGAAUUUUAAGAUUCAUACUUGAUGUUUGC